This is a messenger RNA of Asparagus officinalis (garden asparagus), 2138 nucleotides long. Its product is annotated as probable sulfate transporter 4.2. Gene Ontology annotation, molecular function: secondary active sulfate transmembrane transporter activity. Gene Ontology annotation, biological process: transmembrane transport. The transcript is spliced from 18 exons. The record is from RefSeq and is a predicted model, not a curated record. NCBI's taxonomy places the organism in Eukaryota, Viridiplantae, Streptophyta, Magnoliopsida, Asparagales, Asparagaceae. Bases 67 to 1848 code for a protein of 593 amino acids. Gene Ontology annotation, cellular component: membrane.
ACGCUUGUGUCCGUGUCGCGUGGAUGAAGGGCGUACCCGUGGAGGGAGUACCUGCAGCUAGAUCUCAUGGCCGGCGCCAGCGUCGGCGUUAUGCUCGUGCCUCAGGCAAUGUCAUAUGCAAAGUUAGCGGGGCUUCAUCCAAUAUAUGGACUCUAUUCUGGCUUUGUUCCGAUAUUUGUAUAUGCUAUAUUUGGCUCAUCGCGUCAGAUUGCUAUUGGUCCAGUGGCAUUGGUCUCUCUUCUAGUUUCUAAUGUCCUAAGUAAGAUCGUUCAUUCUUCUGACAAGAUAUAUACCGAGCUUGCCAUAUUAUUGGCACUAAUGGUUGGUAUACUUGAGUGUCUCAUGGGAUUAUUCAGGCUUGGUUGGCUUAUUCGCUUCAUUAGUCAUUCUGUAAUUUCUGGUUUCACUACUUCUUCAUCCUUGGUGAUUGCAUUAUCGCAAGCGAAAUACUUCUUGGGGUAUAAUGUAGCAAGAAGCAGUAAAAUCAUACCACUUAUUACAAGCAUAAUUGAUGGAGCUGGUGAAUUCUCAUGGCCGCCUUUCGUGAUGGGUUCAGUUAUGCUUGCUAUCCUCCUUUUGAUGAAGCACCUGGGAAAAUCAAGGAGUAGUUUACGAUGGCUUAGAGCUGCAGGCCCCCUUACUGCAGUCGUAUUGGGUACAACCUUUGUGAAAAUAUUCCGUCCUUCCUCAAUUUCAGUGGUUGGUGAAAUACCUCAGGGUCUCCCAAAGUUUUCCCUUCCCAGAGAAUUUGGGCAUGCAAAAUCUCUAAUUUCAACUGCAGUUCUCAUAACCGGUGUAGCAAUUUUGGAAUCCGUUGGAAUUGCUAAAGCUUUGGCUGCAAAGAAUGGGUAUGAACUGGAUUCAAAUCAAGAGCUAUUUGGUCUUGGCGUAGCAAACAUCUGUGGCUCAUUCUUCUCUUCGUAUCCUACAACAGGCUCCUUUUCCCGGUCAGCGGUAAAUCAUGAGAGUGGCGCUAGAACUGGAUUAUCUGGAAUUACAAUGGGAAUUAUAAUGAUGUGUGCUCUUUUAUUUUUGACACCAUUAUUUUCUGAUAUACCUCAGUGUUCGCUUGCUGCCAUUGUGAUAUCUGCUGUGAUGGGCCUGGUGGAUUAUGAAGAAGCUUUGUUCCUGUGGCGUGUGGAUAAGAAAGAUUUCCUUCUUUGGACCAUCACAAGCAUUACAACAUUAAUUUUUGGUAUUGAGAUUGGUGUUCUUGUUGGGGUUGGUUUCUCCCUUGCAUUUGUCAUCCAUGAGUCAGCAAAUCCUCACAUAGCUGUAUUGGGACGUCUUCCAGGAACAACUGUUUACAGAAACACACUACAAUAUCCUGAAGCAUUAACAUACAAUGGCAUAGUUGUUGUUCGCGUUGAUGCACCCAUUUAUUUUGCUAACAUCAGUUACAUCAAGGAUAGGUUACGAGAAUAUGAACUAAAUAUUUCAAGAACUGCAAAGCGAGGACCAGAUGUAGAAAGGAUUCACUUUGUGAUCAUUGAGAUGUCCCCUGUGACAUAUAUAGACUCCAGUGCCAUUCAAGCUCUCAAGGACUUACAUCAGGAGUACCGAUCACGAGGGAUCCAGAUUGCAAUUGCUAACCCUAACAGUGAAGUUCACCUCAGCCUCUCCAAGUCCGGCCUCAUCGACCUAAUCGGUAAGCAAUGGUGCUUUGUGAGAGUGCACGAUGCUGUACAAGUAUGCCUUCAAAGUGUGCAGAACCCAAAUCGUGCACCCGCAAAAACCGAAGAAAAGCCACCCAGUAGGCACCGGAGCUUGCUCCAGAAUCUAUGGAAACAUGAUGCUGAAGACUUUGACCCUAAUCUAGAGCCGCUCUUACCCCAGAAAGAAGUCUAAAGUCAAUAUUCGUUGUACUACUGUUGUACACUAAUAUAUGGAGUCACUGUAUUUCCUCACAUACCACGAUGUAUAGUGUUGUAUUUGUGAUUGUAAAUGGGGAGAAGACGGACAACCGGAACUGAAAAUCCUCGAUUCAUAUUAUUGUCGUAUCUUGAAGCCUGGCUUGCUAUUUGAAGCGCAAGUGCUUGGCUAACAUUCUUUUGUAUUAUCAGUGAGUGGCGUAGAGCAUACUCUUCGCCCCCCACCCAAAAAAAAAAUAUAGACAAUUUAAAAGUUUGUCUUUGUGA